Aedes aegypti (yellow fever mosquito) is the source of this 3841-nucleotide messenger RNA. RefSeq names its product probable E3 ubiquitin-protein ligase makorin-1. Gene Ontology annotation, molecular function: ubiquitin protein ligase activity; metal ion binding. The record is from RefSeq and is a predicted model, not a curated record. NCBI's taxonomy places the organism in Eukaryota, Metazoa, Arthropoda, Insecta, Diptera, Culicidae. Bases 462 to 1760 code for a protein of 432 amino acids. Gene Ontology annotation, biological process: protein polyubiquitination. The transcript has 4 exons.
UCCCGUUAUUUUCUUUUGUUUGCUGCGCCAGUUCAAAGCAGUCGAUGCACUUUUGCUUGCAAGCAUCGCGUUGUAUUUUAGUGUGCGUGUGUGUGCGCGCUGACUGGUGUUCUUUUCAUAAAUAAUUACGGUCGAUCCGUCGAAAAAAAAAGUCGCGUAAAAGCUGCGUUUUGAUUGAAUUUCGCGACCUGUGUGUUGAGUGUGUGACGGAAUUCGUCGUCGUAUUUUCAAUCACUGAACGACGAGUGUGGUUGGUUUGGUGCGCGGAGAACAUUGACAGAAGAGGGUCGAGUCAGUGGCAGAGGACAACAGUGCGAAGAAAGAAAGGCCCCCUUUUUUCUGUGACGAUUUUUGCGAGGAUUUAUCGAACGGUUCCCCGGAGGAAUCUACUGUCAACGUCUGGAGAAAUCCGCGGAUUCGAACUAGCAGCUGGUUUCCGACAAGAACUAUUUUCCGAUAUCAUGGACUCCACGGCGCUCCUGGAUGCCGUUGCCAGUUCAUCACUGUCGGUAGCUGGUCCCUCGUCUUCUUCGUCGUCACUGUCUUCCACAUCAACAGUGGAAUCGCCCUCGGCCGCAGCAAAGGAGAUCUGCAAAUUCUUCAAAAUGGGCACCUGUCGCUAUGGGUCGGCUUGCCGUAAUGCACAUGCUGUCGCUGCAGAACAACCGGAACCCGGUCCAUCGUUUGCCGCCGAUCCGGGACCGAGUACCAGUACCGGUUUCACAAUUGAUCCACUCAAGUGGAUCAACGCGCCGGAAUUCGUGCCCAAGUUCAAACAGUGGCAACCAACUGCUGGUUCGGUUGAUGUGCAAGAGGCAGAGCAGAACUUGCAGAGAUCAGAACAUCUACAGCCACUGGAAUUGCCAGAAGAAGAGGACGCGGCGAUGGAUGAGGAAGAGGUCGUAGAAAAUGGGGAUCAGGAAGAUGAUGUCCCUGCCGCUGGCGGCGGAAUGUCCUACGCGGCGAUCGUCACAAUGAACAACAACCACAACGGCUUGGGAAUCAUUGAGGACCAUGUCGAUUCGGUGCUAUGCCCGUACUUUGAGAACAGUGGCGUUUGUAUGUUGGACACGUGCCCGUAUGCCCACGGGGAACUGUGCGAACUGUGCGGCAAGUUCUGUCUGAAUCCGCUGGACAAGGAACAACAGCGACUGCACAACGUCGAGUGCAUUAAACAGCACGAGCUGGACAUGGAGCACUCGUUUGCCAUUCAGCGAUCCAAAGACAAGAUCUGCGGCAUAUGUCUGGAGGUGAUCCUGGAGAAGCCGAGCCGCGAGCAGCGGUUCGGCAUCCUGCCGAACUGCAGUCACAUCUUCUGUCUGGAGUGCAUCCGGACGUGGCGACAGGCGAAGAACUUCGAGAAUAAGAUCAAACGGGGCUGUCCCACAUGUCGCAUCUCGUCGGACUUCGUUUGUCCCAGCAUUGUGUGGGUGGAAAGUCGGGAGGAGAAGGAUAGGCUGAUCAACGAUUACAAGAAGGCGUGCAACACGACUCACUGCAAGCACUUCAAGCAGGGCACGGGCAAGUGUCCGUUCGGAAACAAGUGCUUCUAUAAGCACGCCCUGCCAGAUGGUACGCUGGUCGACGUCGGCGGACCAUCUCGACAGACGGACAGCCGCCUGCGGAUCAGCCACCUGCAGGACUUUUUCCGCGAGGUGCUGCACCAGCGGGGACGCCUCCUGAACGACUUCAUGUCGUCGAUCUUCUCCGACAGCGACGACUCGGAGAUGUCCGAAUUGUACGAUCUGUACGACAUCUAGUUGCUCAGCCCUACAGCAGUAGCAGCAUCAGCAGCAGCAAUAGCCCGCCAGUCGCACCAGCAGCAAACGCACCAGGAUCAGUCGCAGCCGCAGCCACAGCAGCAGUCCCAGAAUGGCCAAUUGUGUCAGCAGCAGCAGCAGCAGUACCAACACCACCAAUACCUUUAUUACUACUAUUACUAUCAAAUCCUUACCGGUGGCGGCAGCGAGUCCCGUUUUGGUAGCACCAACCACAACAGUAACACCCGCGGCGGCGUCGGCAGCAGCAGCAGCAACAGUAAUUGUAUUUUCGUCUAUUUAGUCCAUAUUGGAAGUGGAGGAGCAACUCUCGUGGCCGUCGGACCUGGUGGCGGAGAGUAACCUAGAAAAGAACGUGUGUUUCAGUGUAUUUUCCGACCUGGUAAGACAUUAAUAGUAGGCCAUGGUAAGGCAGUAGGCUCCGCCAGGUGGCGUGCACUACCUUUAUGUACGAUUAGUGUGGGACCUUCCGGGACGUCCACAUCCCAGUUAAGCUUGGCGGCGUGCCACAACUUGGAAAUGUGUGUAUCGAAGCCGCCCGCAGACUUUGGCCCCGUUUGAAAAGCGGGACGGAAUCCAAAGCUGAUUGAUGAUUCAUGUUUCUUCUUUUCGAUUACUUCCCAUUUAAAUCUGUCCACGUCCCUGUACGUUAUCGAUUAGUUCAACUAUUUAUUCAAGCAGCGUUGAUAUUCUUAUUUUCUGUGUUGAAAAAUUCGGCAGUCUGUUGAUCUGUAUUAGUUAAUGCCCAGUUCUUUAGGUAGAUCGGAAAAACUCUGUGAGCUGGCAAGGGAGCGUCCUUCCACACAACUGUUCAUCAUCAUAAUCGUCAUACACUUUAUUUGGUACGUUGUAAUUUAGUGUGUAGUAAACUUGAUGUAGAAGUCGACUUCCAUCGCUAUCGAGUUGUUGUUAAGUUAAUUGGAAAGCCAUAUAUCCCACCUGCCUCCCCGGCCAUAGUUCCCCGCUGGAUAUCGCACUUGUCCUCCGGUUCAGAAGGAAAGUCGUCGAGUAUCCGCGUGACGAUAGCAAUCGUUCCAAGCCGGAAGAUUGCACUCAAAAUUUAGCUCAAUUUUACGUUUAGGAAUCGAUUCGUAUAGUUUUGUACCUGAAAAAAAAGAACAUCUGAUUCUCUACUACCUCUCACCGUCUCGCUCCCUCCAUAAUGUUCACUCAUUUACUCAUGUAGAAUGAUCGAAGUAGCCCUUGCUAGUGACGCCGACAGGUGGGAAAUUCAAAUUCGACAAUUUGAUUUCAAGCAGUUGAGAGAUGCAUCAGAGCACGUUGCCAGGCAGGGCGGUGUACACAAAUACAAACACAUUAUACUCCGGUUUUGAAAAAAAAGUAUGUAUCAAUGAAAAAAAGUGAAACUCUAAUAAACAAUAUCUAUUUCUAUAUUAGGAAUCGAUUGAUUAUCAAUAGAAACGUUUAUGAAGAGUAAAUCCACUCAGAACCAGAAGUUAGAUCACAACAAUAUUCAAUUUGAGCGCCACAGAAAGUCAUAAGCGAGAGCCACUCUGAAAACACACUUGUUCACGCUAACAUAAAUAGACACGCCUACUUUGUGAAAAGUAAAAUGAGACUCAUCGUGAUUACGAAACAAACACAAACACACAAUCCCACACACACACACACCUUUAAGCGCAAGAAAAUCCGCUAAAUGCCUAAACAAACACUAUUAUAAAUGAUUAUCAAUAAUCAUCAAUUAUAUGUAACGAAUUAUUACGAUUAUAUAUAUAUACCUAAUGAAACUUACAAUAAUAGUUGUUUUUAGCGAAAAAAAAACAUACGAACACAGAACACUUUAACAUUUAACAAACGUUGUCGUCGUUGUCGAUAUUAAAUCUUUGAAUGAAUUCGAGCAAAAAAGAGAAAAACUAACAUUGGCAAAAGCGAGCUAAACAAAGCAAAAACAAACAAAAAAAACAAUUGUGAAGCGAUUCCUGGAAUCGAACAGCUACAUGUGUUAUUAGAUUGAGAGGUAAAAAACUGAUAAACGAAUGGCAGAAACAAAAAAAAAUCAAUAUACAUAUGAUAAAUAUCUACUUAAUUCAAGCAAACAUUAA